Phytophthora sojae is the source of this 810-nucleotide messenger RNA. RefSeq lists its product as hypothetical. Bases 1 to 810 code for a protein of 269 amino acids. Gene Ontology annotation, molecular function: protein binding. NCBI's taxonomy places the organism in Eukaryota, Oomycota, Peronosporomycetes, Peronosporales, Peronosporaceae. The record is from RefSeq and is a predicted model, not a curated record. The transcript has a single exon.
AUGAAGGGCUGUCUUCUGGUGUUGGUGUGCAUCCUGGUGUGCUGUGCAGACGCCGAAACUCUGACGUCGAGCUGCAUGCGAACGUGUGGCGAGUUCGAGCAGUGCUUCGUGUACAAGGACUCGGAGUUCUGCGCUGAAGUGUGCGCCCCCGGUCGGUGCAACGACGACACCGAAAUGUGCACGUUGAGAGGCGUGGUGCCGUGUACGACCGAGCCGUGUUUGCCUGAAGCAGUGUGCGAGCCUCGAGUCACGUCAAUGGUGACCAACUCGACCGCAGCCUCGUCUUGCGAGCUGCGUUGUCAGCUCAUAAGCUCUCCAGUGUGCGGCUCCGACGGCGCCUCGUACGCCAACUCGUGCUUUCUCAAGAAGGCGCGAUGCACCACUGGAAAUCCCGACUUGGUGGUGGCGUCUCGAGGGAUCUGCGAGCGUGAAAAGGCUCUAAACGCCAAGUACAAUCCUCCACCGUCCAGCUCAGCUGAUGAUGCUGCAACUUGUUUGGCUGCAAUCACUUGCGCGGACGUGCUGGGUCCUGUGUGUACGAGCGCAGGCACAAUGCGUAACCUGUGCUACUUCAACCGCGAGAAGAAAUGCAACCAGGCAACGCUGUCGAUGAUCCGAACUGGGUCCUGUGAAGACUCGAAUGUGGUGCCUCUCUGUCCAGCGACCUGCACAGACGAGUACGACCCAGUGUGCGCGUCCAAUGGCCAGCUCUAUGGCAACGACUGCCUAUUUCGCCAGGCCAAGUGUGCGCGACGUGACCAGCUUGCAGUCAACAUCGAGCCCCGGGUGCUUUCGGAGUGUGAAGCGUAA